This is a messenger RNA of Parascedosporium putredinis, 2349 nucleotides long. The record is from the annotation of a GenBank genome assembly. Lineage: Eukaryota; Fungi; Ascomycota; Sordariomycetes; Microascales; Microascaceae.
AUGCCCACCUUCCCCAACGGCGAUAGCCUCCUAUCCCCUCGUCCCGCAGCCCCCGCCUCGGCACCGACUCGUCGGUCCAGCAUAACGGCCAAACCCUCCACCUCCGCGAUAGAUAUUCGCCAUGCCACCACUCCCGCCGAGGUGCGCGCCGCCCUCGCCGCCCUCCACGAGCGCGAGGCCGCAAUAACGACCCGCCUCGACAGCUUGCUCUCGUCCCAGGUCGACCUGGGCCGGGAUCUCGCCCGGCUCGACAUACUGAGGGCGAGCCUCGGGUCCCAGGUCAUCGCGACGAGGGCCAUCAGCGCCGAUAUGUUGUCCGGCGCUUCGGACACGGCGGGCAGGCUCAGCGACAAGGUCAAGGAGCUAGACCUCGAGAAGAGCCGGGUGGAGGACACGCUCGGCGUGGUGGAGCAGGUGGCGGAGCUCAAGGCGUGCAUAAACGGCGUGGUAGGGUCUAUGGGCGCCCCGCAGGACUGGGAGGCCGCGGCCGGGUACAUUGCGCGCGUGAGCAAGGUGCCCGAGGAUAUCGUCCGGGGCCGGUUUGCCGCGGGGAUCGUGCCGAGCGUGGAGGUGCCCGACCAGCCGUGGGUGACGCUGGAGAACGCCAAGGAGAGCCUGUGCAGCCUGUUCCUGCGCGAGUUUGAAAAGGCGACGAGCGAGGGGGACAACGCCAAGGUCACUAGGUUCUUCAAGCUGUUUCCCCUGAUUGGCAGGGGCGACGUGGGCUUGGACGUGUACGGGCGCUACGUGUGCCAGGGCGUGGCCAGUUCCGCCAGGGCGACGCUCAAGACGGCGCCCGCAGGCCGCAAGGACGGCUACUUUUACGCCAACGCGCUGACCAAGCUCUUUGAGCACAUUGCGCAGAUUGUCGAGGGCCACGGCAGCCUCGUCGAGAGGCACUACGGGGAGGGCAAGAUGGUCAAGGUCGUGGAGAGGCUGCAAAUGGAGGCCGACGUCCAGGGCGGCAUCAUCCUCGACUCGUGGAGCGACGAGCGGAACGUGGAGCGCCGCAUGACGGACGUCAAGAGUUACCCCUUUUCCUUUCUCGUCCAGAGCUUCCUGCCGCAGCAGAGGGUGACGGGCACGGCGCGCGUCAACUCGCCGGCCUUGGGCGGCGGGUCCACGAAUGUGCGCAACAGCGAGGACGAGGGGGUGGACAUGAAGGAGGUGGACGCUAUCCUUAAUGAGAUAUCGGUCAUGCUGAGCCGGUGGUCCCUCUUUACGCGCUUCAUCUCUGGGAAAUGCAAGGUGGCAUCAAAGUUGAUGAGCCCGUACAAUGCCAUGAGCUUGUUUUUCUUCCGCCGAUCUGUUGAAAAAGCGUUCCAGCUAGACGAGUACCCGAGCGGGCUUUCGCUCAGCCUUACCAAACCUAUCGAAGCUAGCCCACCGUACAUCAUCCUCGCGGUUGACGACGUCGUCUUCAUCGUCAACGCCGUGAUCCAAAAGUCCCUCGCAACGAGCCAGAGGGAGGUGAUCUCGUCCGUGGUCUCGACGAUAGGGCGGGUCAUGAGCGUGGACUUUAUUGGCAUGGUACAGCGCAAGAUGCGCGACGAGUCGUACCCCGUGCGCUCCUUGGACAUGGCGAACGAGUACCUCGAGCGCAUCAUCCAGGUCAACCUCGGAGUGUCGUCGGAGCAGCCGAACGGGGUCGCUCCCAGCUCCGCUAUCAGGGAUGCGUUUCCCAACGACCGCGACGCAGGACUGGUGGCGGCGACGCUUUCCACCCUCCUAGUCGCGUUUACAUCCAAGACCACGGAGCUCCUCAACGAGGGCCUCCAAGUACUGUUCCACAACGUGGUCAAGCUCCGCCUGAGACCCGUCAUCUCGGACACAUUCCGAGAUAUCGACUAUUCGCUUACGGAGGAGGAGACGGCAGAGGCAGCCCAACUGCUAGACGAGGACGAGGCGUCGUUCCACGACUUGGUAGCGGGGCGCUUCGAGCGCGGAUGGGACCAACUCAUGCGGCCGAUCUCGCGGCUCUUGACGGCCAAGACGUACGCCACGCUACUUGACACCACGGCGCGGAACCUCUCGCGGCAGCUGGAGAAGAGGCUAUGGGGCUACGCGGGCCGGACGAGCGCGUUCGGGGCGGUGAGGAUGGAGAGGGACUUUUCAGGCGUGGUGAGCGCCGUGGCCAAGGGCAACUACGCGACGAGGGAGGUGUUUGCCAGGGUCACCCAGAUGCUCAUGGUGGUAAACAUGGAGGACGACGAGUGGGAGGAGGUCGUCCGAAGCAGCGACGCGGCGGCCAGAGGCGCGGGAGUCGGGGACGAGGAGGACAACGAGGAUGGCAUAUUGUGGGUAUUGACAGAGGAAGAAAGGACGAGGGCGCGGGCACUGGUGAGGUAG